GUUUCUCAGGCAACAGACAGUAGGAGACACACGAUCAGCUAGCUAUUGAUAUCGUAGCUAUAUUUAUUCAAAGCAAGUGAAAAAGGGGAACCGACAUUGUGUCCAUGGCUUGUGAGCAACAAUUGAGGAAAUCUCAGGGCACAAAUAUCCUGCCAAAUGAAGUUACCACAGAACAGCAGUCCUUGAUUGUGGUGAAGAAACUUCUGGCCAUAGCAGUGUCCUGCAUCACGUAUCUUAGGGGUCUGUUCCCAGAAAAGGCCUAUGGGAGCAAAUACAUAGAAGAGCAGAAGGUGAUGAUACUGAGAGAAGAGCGGAGCUGCCCUGGAUCCAGUCAGAUUGUCCAAUGGAUGCAUGGAUGCUUUGAUGCUCUUCAAAAAAAAUAUCUGCGACUGGUUGUUCUAUCAAUUUACACGGAUCCAGAGAAUCCCCAGAAGGUUACAGAAUGCUACCAGUUCAAAAUCCAAUACACUGAGAAGGGACCUCAAAUGGAAUUUGAAAGCCGCAACAACAACAAUGUGACAAAGAUGGCCUGUGGCAACGUAAAGAAGGCCAGCAUCCUUCUUGUGCGCAAACUCUAUAUGCUCAUGCAGAACCUGGGGCCUCUGCCUGACAGCGUUUGUCUCAACAUGAAGCUGUCCUACUAUGAUGAAGUUACACCUCAGGAUUACGAGCCCCCUGGCUUCAAGGAAGGAGACAGCGACAGCAUGAUGUUUGAGAAAGAGCCUGUGAACCUGACCAUGGGGGAGGUGGUCACCCCCUUUCACACCCUGAAGGUCGAUGUGAUUACAGAGAGGGAGAGGCUGGAGCAGGUCGGUGAGGAUGAGUCUGUGUGUAAGGCAGAACGAGCAGCCCUGAAGAUGGAGGCAGACCAACAGGCCACCACGAGCAACAGUCAGCCUAACAAACCCUGUCGUUUACCAGUGUUGAAAGACAGGAAGGCUUAUCACAAUAAAGCUGACUUUUCAGAAGUGCAGGUGAGUAGCCAGGAGGAUGUGAAGACUCGUGAGGUGAAACUGGACAGCUCACACCUCCCUCAGAUUGACAAUCUGGUGAUGAAGACCUCAGACCUAGGGGUGACCAUAAAGAGGACUAGAAGUGGCCGUGUCAUUAAGUCCAUGGUGGGGAAGACAGACACAACAGUGUGCAGCACUACCAAGAACACGCCCAUUCCUCAGAUGAAUGAACAGACAAGCCCAUGUGAAGCAGAAAUGGAGCAGAGCAGGGAUUGCAAGCGCAUGCCAAAGAAACAGGCUAUCAAGAUUGAUUCCUUUCCUGAUUCUUUACCUUUGAGAAAAAUAUAUUAUGUGGUGUAG
This is a messenger RNA of Conger conger (European conger), 1313 nucleotides long. RefSeq names its product HORMA domain containing 1 (gene hormad1). The coding region runs from base 105 to 1313 and encodes 402 amino acids. Lineage: Eukaryota; Metazoa; Chordata; Actinopteri; Anguilliformes; Congridae. The record is from RefSeq and is a predicted model, not a curated record. The transcript is spliced from 16 exons.